AACACGCAGGCGCGUCUCCUCAAAUCCUGUCCCUACACCCCUCCUCUUUCUCUUCAUUUCGUUCCCCCUCCUCUUGCAGCACCUCGGCAGGUUCAAACUCUUCUCCGGGAGCGUGGCGGCGAUCGCGAGGUCACGUGAUGAGCAUCCUGCUGCCCAACAUGGCGGAGUUCGACACCAUCUCGGAACUGGAGGAGGAGGAGGAAGAAGAAGCGGCAACGUCGUCGUCGUCGCCGUCGUCGUCGUCGUCGGUAUCUGGGCCCGACGAUGACGAGGAGGAUGAGGAGGAAGAGGAGGAAGAGGAGGAGGAGGAAGAAGAGGAGGAGGAGGAAGAGGAGGAGGAAGCGCCGCCCCCGCCUCGGGUAGUGAGCGAGGAGCAUCUGCGGAGAUAUGCUCCCGACCCUGUAUUAGUGCGGGGUGCCGGCCACAUCACUGUGUUUGGCUUGAGCAACAAGUUUGAUACUGAAUUUCCCUCCGUUCUAACAGGGAAGGUGGCCCCAGAAGAAUUUAAAACCAGCAUUGGCCGUGUGAAUGCAUGUUUGAAAAAGGCUCUCCCGGUCAAUGUGAAAUGGCUGCUGUGUGGUUGUCUCUGCUGCUGUUGCACACUGGGUUGCAGCCUAUGGCCUGUUAUUUGUCUCAACAAAAGAGUGUGGACAUAAAUCCAGAGGGUGAAGUGACUUUCUCAGAAUCACAUGGCAAAUAGCACAGCCACAAAAAUAAUCCUUGCUUUAUUUUGUUUUUGUUUUUGUCUUUAAUACUGCAUCCUCUUGACUACAUCAUGUUUCUUACAUCAAAUUGACUAGUCCUGAGACCAGAAAUGUUUGCGUAAGUUGUAUAAUAAACAGCCCACUGAAUUUUAAUUCUUUAGCAGUGGAUAGAAAACUUUUUCUUAAAGAACCAAAUAGUAAAUAUUUUAGCCUUUGUGAGCCAGAGGUCUCUGUUGCAACCGCUCAACUGUGGCAUUGUCACAUGUAAACAGCCAUAAGCAUAUGUAAAUGAGUGAGCAUUACUGUGUUCUCAUAAAACUUUAUUUACAAAAACAGGCAGCAAGCCAGAUCUGGCCUAUGGGCUGUUGUUUGACACCUUGCUCUAGCCAUCUCUAAUUGGGUAUCUAGCUUUAUGGAAGUCAUAUCUCUGUUUGCUCACAAAAUAAAAUGGAAAUAAUAAUGAAGAUGCUAUAUUAGCCAAUUAUUGAAAAUAUUUCCAGCAAAAGAAUUUUUAUGUAGAUAGUCUGCCUUAUAAUUUUUUGGCAGUAUAAUUCAUGAGAAUUUUCUCUAGCAAAUUAGGUGAUAAAGAAAUAUAGGUCAGAGUGCCUUGAGUUCCCCCUAAUCUCUCUUGACUCUGGUGCGAUUUCGCAGCUACAUGAUACAUUAAGUGAGGCUUUUCAUUUACUUGUUCUUCUAUCUACCACUGAACCAACUGUGAUAUCAUAGUCAAUUUCAGCCCCAGUCAUGCUAUGACUCAAAAUUUGAAAUUACUUUUAUCCUUUCCUUUUUUGCUUUGAUACUCAUUAAAUUGAGAGAGAUGGUCAGAGGAAAGGACUACUUUCUGACUCAUGACAUAAAUAUGAUGUUUUAGGAGAUAGAGGUUAUAAUUCACUGUCCUGUUUGAUUCUGUGUUUUUGUAGCUAAUUAUAAAAAGAAGGAAAAGCAUAUGAUAGAAACAAAUGCCCCAUCCAUACAUUAUGCCAUUUGGAAAAGAAAAUCAGUCUUUGCAAUGAGAGACAAAUAGUUCUGCCAAGAAUUAAGCAAAUUACGUGUAAUCUAUGUAUAAUUUAGGCCUUUCAUAAAAUACGUUUUGUGCUCUUGGGCAAAGACAACAUGCAUAAAGUGAGUGCAUAGAGUAUUAUAACUUGGUCAUAGACUGCCUUUUCCUUACUGUCUUUGAACCUUUUAAUUUAUGUGUCAACCUUGAGUCAUUUGAGCCAUAUAUAAGAAAAUGAUGUUUAUGGCAUGUUAAUACUAAAAGCUGAUAAGUUUGCUUCCUUUUUUGUUAGCUUUACUGGCUAAUUGUAUUGAAUGUAGGAUUGUAUCUGCUCUGCAGAAGUACAGUGAUUGGUAUUAAGCUAACUUUGAUACUUUUCUGGUCAGCUUGAGAGUCAGCCAUCUGGUUUAAAAAAUAAUUUAUUGGGAAAUAAUUUACAGAACAUAAAGUUAACUCAUAUUAAGAGAACAAUUCAUUGAAUAUUAUUGUACUUACAGAGUUGUGUAACUAUCACCAUAAUCUAAUUUUAGAACAUUUCCAUCAUCCUAAGAGUAAACCUUGUGAUCACUUUUUGUCACUCCCAAUUUCCCUCCAAUCCUCCCAGCCCUAUACAACCACUGAUCUACUUUCUCUCUUAUGUUUGCAUUUUUGAACAUUUUAUAUGAUAUGUACUCUUUCAUGGCUUUUAAAACUGAACAUAAUGUUUUUUGUGGAAAAAUACACGACAUAAAAUUUGCAUUUUUAACCACUUUAAAGUGGAUAAAAUUCAGUCGCAUUAACUACAUUGACAGUGUUAUGCAACCAUCCACUAUCUAGUUUCAGAAAUCUUUUAUCACCUGCAAGGAAAAUCUCAUAUCCAUUAAGCAGUCAUUUCUCAUUUUCCUUCCCCUCAGGAAGUUAAAAAGUGUUUCCCUCUUUUCUGUAUUUUACAAAAGUUUAAGAAGGAUUGGUAUUCUUCUUUUAAACAUUUGGGAGAAUUUCCUUUCUUUUGGGCAUAACAGUGACACUAUCUGAUCUUGAGUUUUUUUUCUUGGUAGGUUUUUGAUUACACAUUCAAUAUUUACUUGUUAUAGGUCUAUUCAGAUUUUCUAUUUCUACUUGAGUCAAUUCUAGGAGUUUGUUCAUUUCGUCUAGGUUGUAGGCCUACAAUUAUUUUUAGUAUUCACUUCUAAUUUUUUUCUAAAUUACUGUAAGAGUGAUAUGUAAUGUCCCUAUUUUCAUUUCUGAUUCUAGUCAUCUCAGUCUUCUUUUUUUUCUUAAUCCUUGUAGCUGAAAGUUUGUCAAAUUUCUUUUCAAAGAAAAAACUUUUGGUCUUGUUCAUUUUUUCUGUUGUUCUAUUCUGUAUUUCAUUUCUCUCCACUCUAUUUUUUCCUUUUUUCUGCUAUGUUUGGGUUUAGUUUGCUCUUUUUAGUUCCAUAAGGUCUAAAUUUAGGUUAUUGAUUUGAGAUCAUUCUUCUUUCUUAAUGUAGGCAUUUACCGCCCUCAGUUUUCUUUGAAACAUUGCUUACUCACAUUCUGAGAUACUGGGAGUUGUGAUUUCAUUGUAUGAAUUUUGAGGGAAUAUAAUUCAGCCCAUAACACAUAAGGAAGGACUUCCACUAUUUUGCUAUUUGUUUUCCAUGUCGUAUGUUUUUUGUUCCUCAAUUCCUUCAUUACUUAUUUAUUUUAUGUUUAAUUGAGUUUUUUACUGUACUGUAUACCUUAUUUCCUUUUCUGUAUCUUUUUAAGUUAUUUUCUUAGUUGUUACAAUUAACAUCUUAAACUUAUAACACACUAGUUUGAAUUAAUAUCACCUUAGCUUUAAUAGUAUGUAAAUUCUACUGCUAUGUAUAUCUAUACCUCCCCUUUUAUGUUGUUGUUAUCACAAAUUAUAUGUUAUAUAUUGUGUGUCCAUUAACAGAUUUAUGAUUAUCAUUUUGUCUUUUAAUCAUACGGGAAAAAGAGUUCCAACCCAAAAAUACAAUAUUGGCUUUUAAAUAUAUUUGUGCAGUUACCUUUACCAGUGUUCUUUAUCACAUGCCUCAAGUUAUUGUCUAGUGUCCUUUCAUUUCAGCCUAAGGAUCUCUUUUUAGAAUUUAUUGAAAAGCUGUCCUAAUAGUGAUGAACUCCCUCAGCCCUUGGUUGUCUGGGAAUUUCUUCAUUUCUUUUUUUGAAGGAUAAUUUUGCUCAGUAUAGAAUUUUUGGUUGACAGUUUGCUUGUUUGUUUUGUAAUUUCUGCACUUUAAAUACUAUAUGCCAUCCCACUGCCUCUGACCUUCAUGGUUUCUGAUGUGAAAUUAACUGUUAAUCUUAUGGAGAGUCUCUUGUACUUAACAAGUCACUUCUUUCUUACUGCUUUCAAGAUUUCCCUCUUUGUUUUUUACUUUCAACAGUUUAAUUAUACUUUAUCUUGGUAUGGUUCACUUUGAGUUUAUCCUACUUGGAAUUUAUUUGGCUUCUUGGAAUGUUUUUUUUCUGUGUGCAGUUUCAAAUUAAUAUCUGGUGUCACUUGAUGCCAGCCUGAAGAACUUCUUUUAGUGUUUCACAUAAGCUGGGUCUGCAGGCCACAGAUACUCUCAGUUUUUAUUUAGGAAUGUCUUUAUUUUGUCUUCACUUUUUAAUAUGCAAUUUUUAAUUAAUAGAUUUUUAAAAACAAUUUUAGGUUUACAGAAAAAAAAAUGAGCAAAAAGCACAGAUUCCAUAAACCCCCUCAUCCAAUACCAAUUUCCCCUACUAUUGAGAUCUUACAUUAGUGUGGUACAGUUGUUACAAUUGAUGAGCCAAUAUUGAUAUAUUAUAAUUAACUAAAGUCCAUGGUUUACAUUAGGCUUCACUCUUUGUGUUCUACAUCCUAUGGAUUUUGGCAAGUGUAUAAUGAUAUGUAGCCAUCAUCAUAGUAUCGUACAGAAUAGCAGUUUCACUGCCCUAAAACUCCAUUAUGCUACACCUAUUUCAUCCCACCCGCAUAUCCUGAGCAAUCACCUAACUUUUUAUUGUCUCCAUAGGUUUGCCUUUUCCAGAAUGUCAUAUAAGUUGAAAUUAUAUAGAAUAUAUUCAUAUUGGCUUCUUUCACUUACCAAUAUGCAUUUAAGGUUCCUCCAUGUCUUUUCCUGGCUUGAUAGCUCAUUUCUUUUUAUCACUGAAUAAUAUUCCAGUUUUGAGAUUUGCCAGUUUAUCUGUUCACCUAUUAAAGGGUUUCUUGGUUACUUCCAAGGUUUCACAAUCAUAAAUAAGACUGUUAUAAACAUUCAAGUACAGGUUUUUGAGUGGACAGUUUUGAACUCAUUUGAUGAUUGCUGGAUCAUGUGGUAAGAGUAUGUUUAGUUUUGUAAGAAACUGCCAAACUGUCUUGCAAAGUCGCUGUGCCAUUUUGUAUUCCCACCAGCAAUGAAUAAGACUUCCUGUUGUUCUACAUCUUCAUCAACGUUUGGUGUUGUCAGUAUUGUGGAUUUUGGCCAUUCUAAAACGUAGGUAGUGAUAUCUCACUAUUGUUUUAAUUUCUAAUUCUGCAUAGUCAUACGAUAUUGAGCAGCUUUUUACAAGCUUAUUUUCCUUCUAUGUAUCUUCUUUGAAGAGGUUUCUGAUCAGGCCUAUGACCCCCCUUUUUUUAAUGACAUGGGUACAGGAUGGUUCCUGAAGGAAAAGAGGGCUUAGUGGCCUCCAAAUUCCCUCACUCACCAAUUUCUGGAGGAGACUCUAGUGGGGUGAGGACUGAGGAGCCUAUGCACACUUUUUCAUUGGGUUGUUUAUGUUAUUAUUGUUGAGUUGUUAAAGAGUUAUUUGUAUACUUUGGAUACCAGUUUUCUACAAAGUAUGUGUUUUGCAAAUAUUUUCUCUCAGCCUGUGGUUUGUCUUUUUACUCUCUUAAUAGUAUAUUUUGUAGAGUGGAACAUUUUAAUUUUAAUGAAUUUCACCUUAUUAAUGUUUUCUUUUAUGCAUCUUGCUUUCUGGUGUUGUAUGUAAGAAUUCAUUGCCAAACCCAAGGUCACCUAGAUUUUGUUUUAUGUUAUAUUCUAGGAAUUUUAAGAGUUUGGCAUUUGUGAAAGGUGUAAGGUAUGUGAAUACAUUCAGUUUUCCUUGCAUGUUGAUGUCCAUUUGUACCAGCACCAUCUGUUGAAAAGACAACAAUUUCCUUGAAUUGCCUUUUUGUCAGAGGUCUAUUUCUGCCUUGUCUAUUCUGUUCCAUUGAAUAACUAAUCAGUUCUUUCACCAAUUCCACACUAUCUUGAUUACUGUAGCUUUAUAGUAAGUCAUGAGGUCAAGUAGUAUCAGUCCUCUUUGUUCUCCUUAAAUACUGUGUUGACUAUUAUGGAUCUUUUACUUUUCCAUAUAAACUUUAGAAUCAUUUUUUCAAUAAUCACAAAACAUUGUGAUUUUGCAUUCUGAAACUUUACUGAAGUUUUUUUUUUAAUCAGUUCAAGGAGCCUUUUGGCAGAGUCUUUUGGGUUUUUCUAGGUAUAAAAUAAUACCAACAGCAAAAAGAGGUAGUUUCACUUUUUUACCUAUUUAUGUGCCUUUUAUUUUUUUGUCUUGACUGAUUGCUCUGUCUAGGACUUCCAGUACUGUGUUGAAUAGGAGUGGUGGGAGUGAGUAUCCUUUUCUUGUUCCAGUUCUCAAAAAGGCUGGGGAAAUGGUUCCAGCUUUUGCCUGUUCUAUAUGAUGUUAGCUAUGGGUUUGCCAUAGAUGGCUCUUAACUAUUUUGAGAUAUAUUUCUUUGAUGGCUAGUUUGUUAAGGGUUUUUAUGAAGUGAAAUUGGGUUUUAUCAAAGGCUUUUUCUGUGUCUGUUGACAUGAUUAUAUGGUCUUUGUUUUUUGUCCUGUUUAUGUGGUGAAUCACAUUUAUUGAUUCGCAUAUGUUGAACCAACCUUGUAUCCUAGGAUUAAAGCCUACUUGAUUGUGGAGAAUUAAUUUUUUGAUGUGCUGCUGGAUUCAGAUUGCUAGUAUUUGUUGGGGAUUUUUGUGUCUAUGUUCAUCAGGGAUAUUGGCCUGAAGUUUUUUUUUCAUUGUGUCGUUGCCAUAUUUUGGUAUCAGGAUGAUGCUGGCUUCAUAGGAUGAAUUAAGGAGGAGUCUCUCCUCCUCUAUUUUUUGGAAUAAUUUUAGUAUGAUUGGUAUUAGCUCUUCUUCGUACUUCUGGUCGAAUUCAGCUGUGAAUCCAUCUGGUUUAGGGUUUUUCUUCAUUGGUAGGUUUUUAAUUGCUGUUUCAAUUUUGGAACGUGUUAUUGUUCUGUUCAGGGUUUCCAUUUUUUUUUCCUGAUUCAAUCUUGAGAGCCUGUGUGUUUGCAGAAAUUUAUUCAUUUCCUGUAGAUUUUCUAAUUAGUAUGCAUAGAGGUGUUCAUAAUAAUGUCUGAGGAUCUUUUAUAUUCCUGUGAGAUUGGUUGUAAUGUCUCCUUUGUCAUUUCUCAUUGUGCUUAUUUGGAUCAUCUCUCAAUUUUCUUUGUUAAUUUAGCUAUCAAUCUACAGAUCUUGUUUAUCCCUUCAAAAAACCAACUUUUGGUUUCAUUGACCCUUUGUAUGGAUUUUGGGGUCUCAGUUCCUUUCAGUGCUCCUCUGAUUUUUGUUUUCUUCUGCUAGCUUUGUUAGUUUGUUUUUGUUUUUCUAGUUCCUCUAGGUGCAAUGUUAGAUUGAUAAUUUGAGAUCCUUCUAAGUUUUGACUGUAGGCAUUUGGCACUGUAAACUUUCCUCUUCAUGCUGCUUUUGCUGCAUCCUAGAGAUUUUGUGUUUUGUGGAUGAUUGUCUUGUAUAGUAUCAUGGAGAGGUUCUCUGAAUUUCUUGAAUUUGCAUGUCGACCUCUACCAAGAUUAGGGAAAUGUUCAUGGACUGUAUCCUCAAAUAUGUUUUCCAUGUUGCUUACUCUGUCUCCUUCUGUCUCAGGAGUCCUAAUGUGUCAUAGGUUUGGUCUAUCUACAUAAUUCCCUAUUUCUCAGAGACUUUGUUCCUUUUUUAUAAUUCUGUUUUCUUUAUUUUUGCCUGACUGGCUUGAUUGAAAAGGCCAGUCUUCAAUCUCUGAAACUCUUUCUUGAGUUUGAUCUAAUCUUUUUAAUGCUUCUAAUUUUAUGUUGAAAUUCCUGUAGUGAAUUUUUCAAUUCCAGAAGUUCAGUUUGGUGCUUUUUUAAUAUGGUCAUUUCAUCUUUCAAUUUUUGGAUCAUUUUACUGGCUUCCUUGGAUUGGACUUCAACUUUCUCUUGAAUCUCUUUGAAUUUCUUUGCCAUCCGAUUCUGAAUUCUAUGUCAUUUCAGACAUUUCAAACUGUUUAGGAUCCAUUUCUGGGGACAUAGUGCAAUCAUUGUUAGAUAAGUAAACACACUGACUUUUUGAAUUGCUGGAGUUAUUGCAUUGAUUUUUUUUUCUGCUCUGGGGGUUCUUGUGUUUCUCAUUUUGAAAUUGCUAUUAUUUGGAUGGGACUUUUUUAUUUUAUAGGGGUUUUUUUUCCCUCUUGAAGGUUUGACUGGUGAAUGUUGUGUACAGGUGCUUUCCUUUGUUUUGUUUUGUUUUGUUUUGUUUUGUUUUGUUUUGUUUUGUUGAGGCAGAGUCUCGCUCAGUCACCCACGCUGGAAUACAAAGGCAUGAUCUCAGCUCACUGCAAUGUCUGCCUCCUGGGUUCAAGCAAUUCUUCUGCCUCAGCCUCUCCAGUAGCUGGGAUUACAGGCACCUGCUAUCA
Messenger RNA from Homo sapiens (human), 8338 nucleotides. It is a transcript of the gene CHIC1, whose product is annotated as cysteine rich hydrophobic domain 1. Lineage: Eukaryota; Metazoa; Chordata; Mammalia; Primates; Hominidae. The transcript is spliced from 4 exons. The coding region runs from base 138 to 656 and encodes 172 amino acids. The record is from RefSeq and is a predicted model, not a curated record. Gene Ontology annotation, cellular component: cytoplasmic vesicle; plasma membrane.